Bemisia tabaci is the source of this 2932-nucleotide messenger RNA. The record is from RefSeq and is a predicted model, not a curated record. NCBI's taxonomy places the organism in Eukaryota, Metazoa, Arthropoda, Insecta, Hemiptera, Aleyrodidae.
UGAUUAUUUUCCGCGUCGAUAACCGAGUCGCUAAGUUAGCGACUCACGGAUAACGACUGAAUUCUAACGACGUCCUUUAGCCGAGCGAUUAUAUACAUCGAAUUCCGCUGAUCGUUACUCAUCGUUCGAUAACUUAGCGUCGUUAAGUUAACGAUUUGGAUCCCGACGUUGCCAACGUGAAAGAAAAUAAUAGACCAUUAAUGAACCAAUCAGAGAGCGUUUAUGAUUCAAGCAGCGCUCCAACUGCGCGGCGGCGUAAGUUGAAAACAACACGGUUCCCCUAACCUCUUUUCUUCACGUCACGCGGGUUUGUUGUUGUUUACGUUUACAGUGUUCGAAUUUCCUUCGUUUUGUGAGUGUGAUUUUCAUUAUGAAGACUAGCAGCAGUAAAAGUAAAAAAACCAACAAUAAGGCAGCUGUAGCUGGUGAAAAGAAACAAAGGAUAAGGAUUAAGGAAAAACAGAAGAAAAUCCUCUUAGACUUCAUGAUUAAUCACUCUAUUUUUGCCAAGAGUGGCCUGCCUCCCGGCAAGCAGGCAGGAGAGCAUGCUAGCCAUAUGUGGAAGCAGCUAGUCGAUAUGCUAAAUGCUCACGGUCCCAAAAGGACACAGAAGCAAUGGCAAAAGACUUGGACUGAGUGGAAAUUGAGAGUCAAAAAAAAGGCAGCUGCCCUUUUUUUCAAGAAAACAGGAAACAUAACUCCGGCAGAUACUAUUAACUCAGAAUCGGAGGAUGAGCUAGAUGAUUCAUCCCACACCACUGGUUUAUCUCCGUUAGAAGAGCAAAUUUACCAACUUUGCGGCUCUCAGGACUUUAUCGGAGCAGGAGAAUCUGCAGAGAUAGGCCUCAGCACAGCAAGAGCAUCUGAAGUCCAGCCAUUUGACCCAAAUAAUAUAGAAAAUGCAACCGUUGAAAUUGCCGGACAAGGUGAGCUCAACUCUGGUGAGAACGAAGAUCUUGACAGCGGUUGGAAUGAAGGAUUUGACUCUUCUGAAAGUGAAGCUGACAACACAAGAGAUGAAGUGGUAAUGGAAGUCAAUGAGAGUGACGAAUUGCCAAUUUUUGUCAUUGCUGAGAAACCUGCAGCACAAGAUACGAAAAGUAGUAAAACCAAAUCUGUAGCAAAGAAGAGGAGCUCCGACCCUAAAUCUGGGAAGGAAUAUAAGGAAAAGAAGGGCCGCAUGGAUAAGAGCACUGCUAACGAGACAACAGCAGCUUACGUUGCAGAAUGUUCAGCAAUGACACAAGCAUUGAAAGAUUGCACAGAGGCUUUGAAAUGCCAUACUCAAGCUAUUCUGCAGACAUCGCCUCAAGUCAUAUCAGCCAUGAACAAUUUAGCCCAGUCAUUUACUGAUUUAGCUGACGUCAUGAAGAGAGAUGUACUUUGAAUGAAGUCAACAAGUCCUCAAUGUGUGAUGAUUUGUGCAACUAUUUAUCGGAUUUCUUUUCUUGAUUUAGUUAUCCUAGUAUUCAUGAAAGUAUUUAUUAUUCUGUGAUUUUUCUCUGUAUCAUUUGGCGCAUGCAGUUGAAUGUAGGUGGUAGACGCCCCUUGAUUGUGUAUCAAAAUUCUGCUUGACAUGACUGCCAUCAAAAUGUUUUUCCCAACCAAGACAAAAGUGGAAGAUAUGAAAACUCUUUGGAGUCUCUGAAGUAUUCUUCGCUCAUUAUUAAUUCAAUUUUUUUCUCUCUGACUCCUAUAAUGUACAUAUUAUUGUUUAUUACUAAAGGUAUGUCCUUCAUAUUACUUUCUAAUAGAUCAAGAAUCUAAAGGUUUCAUUUUAUGUUUUUCUCAUUAGUUCUGAUACUUGGCAGCUCAGGUAAAAAAAUUUGGAUAUUGAAGCAGCGCUUCAGUUUUCGCUCACAAGUUUGUUACCUCUACGGAGGGACUCUUUCCUCUCUCAAAGCAAAAAGGUGUAAGACAUGUAAAUAAAAUAAUGGUUUCCGCAGGAACCAAAAGCUCAGAAAUUAUUGAGCAAAGGAAAACAAUGCCUCGUCGUGCUCUCUAAGUCUUUCUUUAUUCUCUGUGAUAAUUUACACUCCGUACUGAUAGUAGACCAAGAUGUGUUCUUUAAAGUUUUUCAUACUUUAACAAUAUUUUGUAGUGAUAUUUGUAGGUUUAAGUCAACUUUGGUUCUCGUUAGUACUUAAUUUGAGUAAGUUACCCAAGGCCUUAGUAUAUAUAUAAUUUCCUAGACCAAUGAUUAAGUUCUUACAAUGGUACACCUAUUAUUUUCGACUUCCCAAUUUUCACUCAUUCAACAAAUCCUUAGGAUUUGUUGAAUGAGUGAAAAUUGGGAACCUAUAAUAUUAAGAAAAUUCCAACUGCGGAACAUUGCGUCUCUGCUUUGCUUGUUAUAAAAUUAUCAACAGUAAUGUUGUUUGGCCAAACAACCUUUUUCAGGUUAUUUGUUGGGAUUUGCAGGAGGAGCAAAACUAAAAAACUGAGAAAGAAAGAAGAAGAAAAAACAAAAAACCUGAGGUACCAGUACCAAAUUUAUGUUUAAUUUCAGAUAGAUUUUUGUUAUUUUUUCCUAGCCCCACAAAAGGGCUCAUUAAGAGUCAUUUUUUUUUUUUCAUUUCUACUUUGUACUAUUUACCAUUGUUAUUCAUUAUAUAUCGCUCUGUUUUCUUGCACUUAUGAAACGUGUUACCUCGGUAGUCACAGAAGACUCGAGUUUAUUUCUUAAUUUUUCUGAAUAUUUGAUCCCUUGUUUUGUUCACAUUUCGUUUAAAUGCUCUUUCCAAAUUACUGACCAAUUCUACAUGUUGAGUGCUUUUAUGUACCAAACAAAACUUGUAGCUUUUGUUAGUCAUAUUUGUUUUGUUAAUUGUUUUUUCCUCCUCACGUUUGUAACGUAGUUCUAACUUGUGCAAAUGAUGCAAAUAUGUUUCUUCAAAGGGUCAAAUAAAUAAAGUCUUUAUUUUCAAUGUUA